ACCCACGACACCCGUUGCCUUUUGGCCUUGCAUCCAUUUACUAUUGUUCCAUCCAUUUUCCUUACAUCUAAUAUGCCCAAUAAUCAAUUCAUCCAUCCACUUUCUGAGUCCAUCUAUCCACCCAUCCCUUUCACCAUCUGUCCAUCCAGUAAUAUUUCCUCCAUCUAUUUGUUGCAUCCAUCCUUCCUUCUUUCAUCCAUCUGAUGAAGUGAUGAAGCACUCCAGCAUGUGUUUUAGCAUCUCUCCAUGAAACCAUUCAUCUGUCCAGUUAUCCACCCAUCUCUUUGUAGUUUAUUUCCAGAUUCCAUGUUUAGAUCUUAACCAAAGUAGAAAUAUGUUCAAUAUCCAACAGGAACAUACAUUUUUAUACUAUUAAAAUGGUUCUAAGGGGACAGAACUGUGGGAAUUUGGUUCUGACAAAGUCUGACAUGAAAACAUCUCUUAAAUUAAGCCUGAGAAAGACCCUUAAAAUGUUUGAAAAUAUAUAUUUUUAAAGUGAACUCAUGUCUAACUCCUGGACUUAAACAACUGUGUUUUGUAACAUGAUCAAAGACACAGAAGUGUUUCCAAGAUAGACAACUUGACCCAUCCGCUUAUAUAUAACAUGCUCUGUUUUCCAUAGAAAAAUCAGGAAGACAGAAACUUGAGAUGGAAGCAAAGCAGGAAAAAUCGUGAUUAAUGCUGAAGUGUUGGAAGCGGAGUCUAGACACGAGCUAUAUUAACCUCCGAGGGCCACACGUGCCACCGAUCACCGCCUGGUCCCGAGUCAGGCUGUGAACAAGAAUCAUGCCUGUGCAGCGUGGCCUCUCCUCCUGAAGCCGCUCCUCCUGAAGCCGCUCCUCCAGGAGCGCUGAUAAAAAGCAGAGGAACAAGGAGAGGUGUGAGGACGCAGUCAGCCAGAUCCCGUCUCCUCACCAUGGCAUUUGCUCUUUUAACCCUCCUAUCCGCUGGCAUCGGUGUGACCCUCUGCUUUCCUGCUGAUUUUCAAGACCUGGGGGGAAAUGGCAGAAACAAGACCUCCAUUAGGUUCCUGGUUGUAGGGGACUGGGGCGGACUCCCCACCUCGCCUUAUGUCACGACUGAGCAGACGCUUACAGCUCAGGAAAUGGGCAACGUAGCAGCACAGAUGGGUGCCGACUUUAUUCUGGCGCUUGGUGAUAACUUCUACUACAAAGGUGUGGACAGUGUGGAUUCCCCACGGUUUCAGGAAACCUUUGAGUCUGUCUACACCUCAAAGUAUCUCAGAGUCCCUUGGUAUGUUGUGGCUGGUAAUCAUGACCAUGCAGGAAACGUCAAAGCUCAGAUCGAGUACUCUCAAAAGUCCGACAGAUGGAAGUUUCCCUCUUAUUACUACGAGCUGAACUUCCGCAUCCCCAACACGGGGAAGACUCUCACCAUCAUCAUGCUCGACACGGUGAUGCUCUGUGGAAACUCCGACGACUUCGCUGACGCGCAGCCCAGAGGCCCCCUGUCUGCGGUGGACGCCAACCGUCAGCUGGUCUGGCUGCAGGACCGGCUGGCCCGGUCCAAGGCAGACUUCCUGUUGGUGGCGGGCCACUAUCCGGUCUGGUCCGUGUCGGAGCACGGCCCCACAAAGUGCUUACUGAAGAACCUUCGCCCUCUGCUCCUUAAACACAACGUGACCGCGUACCUGUGUGGACACGACCACAAUCUGCAGUACCUUGAAGAGACUGGUGUGGGCUAUGUAGUCAGUGGUGCUGGGAACUUCUUGGAUGAUGACACCAGACACUGGAACCACGUCCCCAAGGACUCUUUGAAGUUUUUCACCGGCGAGUCUUCGACCAAGGGGGGGUUCGUUCAUGCGGAGGUCACAGACAGCAAGCUGUUCCUGACCUACUUCCAGGCCAUAGGCACGUCUCUGUUCCGCACCGUCCUUUCCCAGAGGAAGUUCAUGUAGACGUCCAACUGAGACAAUCGUUCAUUGUGAAAAGGACUAAUCUGUGAUGUCGAAUCGGUGACGUUUGAUUCUGCUUUUAACUUUGCCACAAAAUUUUCAUGUGAAUUUAUUGUAAACUAAAAUGUGUUUCGUAAAGUGUGGCGUCUCUUGUUUUGACAGCAGCUUCCAAAGGCUUCUUUCAGGCACUGUAUAUUCAGGAGCCUUAUUGUAUAAUUUAGUAAUGCCAAAUAAUGACAGCAUAUUGGAUUAUUUUUUCCUCCCAUUAGAUGUCGUGCAUGGUAAUGCUAUUCUUUUAACUUGUUCACACAGAAAACUGUUCUGGUUUUUGAGUGAAAUUUAACAGCAGAACUCCCUGGAAAGCUUUAGAGCCGUUUUAUCUUUUUCUUGAUGUCUGUACAUUUUCUUUGCAAUGGAUUUUCUUUUCCACUGAAAUCAGUUCAAACUUUUU
This is a messenger RNA of Poecilia reticulata (guppy), 2366 nucleotides long. It is a transcript of the gene acp5a, whose product is annotated as acid phosphatase 5a, tartrate resistant. Gene Ontology annotation, biological process: bone resorption. NCBI's taxonomy places the organism in Eukaryota, Metazoa, Chordata, Actinopteri, Cyprinodontiformes, Poeciliidae. Gene Ontology annotation, molecular function: acid phosphatase activity. The record is from RefSeq and is a predicted model, not a curated record.